CAUGCAAAUAAUUAAAGUAAAUUUUUAACAACAAAUUUUUGAAGAGAUAAAGUUAGAAAAGAGUUGCAUUAAACUGAAGCAAAUAGUUAUUGUUAACAUUCAUUAUGUUUCAAAGCUGCUUCAAGAGCUACAAUACAUACAGCAGCUAACAAAUUCUUUGGUUUUGCGGUAGGCAACCUGUUUGUGGUGUGACUAAUGUUUGGGUAAAUUUUGAAAGCUGCUUAAACAGAAAAGAAAAUGGCAUAUAAUUCUUAUCAGUCUGAUCAGUUCUUAUGGGAUGUAUUUCAGAGGGUUGAUCGUGAUAGAAGUGGUUCUAUAACAGUCAAUGAAUUACAAAUGGCUCUUUCUAAUGGUACAUGGCAGCCAUUUAAUCCUGAAACUGUUCGAAUGAUGAUUAGCAUGUUUGACAAAGAUCAUUCUGGCACCAUCAACUUUGAAGAAUUCAAAGCUUUGUGGAAAUAUAUAACAGACUGGUUAAAUUGCUUUCGAAGUUUUGAUACUGAUCGUUCAGGUAAUAUAGAUCGUAAUGAAUUGAAGAGUGCCCUCACGACUUUUGGUUAUCGUUUAUCUGAUGCAUUUUAUGAUCUUCUAGUUCAAAAAUUUGAUAGAGAUGGAACAAGAACUAUAAAAUUCGAUGAUUUCAUACAAUGCUGUGUAUUGCUACAACCAUGCAAAAGCAGUGGCCUUGAAAUCAUAUGCCAAUUUUUUUGCCAAUUUCUUCUUGGUGUGCUUCUGUCAUCAAAAAUUGAAUCAUUUUCUUAUUAUAUCUAUGAAAGAAUAUGUUGUUAUUCUACAAAUUUUAUAACUUUGUGAAUUUAUGUAUCAUAUGUUAUUAAAUAUUUUCAUAUUGUAA
Messenger RNA from Stegodyphus dumicola, 853 nucleotides. RefSeq names its product Apoptosis-linked gene-2 (gene Alg-2). NCBI's taxonomy places the organism in Eukaryota, Metazoa, Arthropoda, Arachnida, Araneae, Eresidae. Gene Ontology annotation, molecular function: calcium ion binding. The record is from RefSeq and is a predicted model, not a curated record.